Molecule: messenger RNA, 1008 nt
Organism: Trypanosoma theileri
Lineage: Eukaryota; Euglenozoa; Kinetoplastea; Trypanosomatida; Trypanosomatidae
Product: putative adenosine kinase
Exons: 1
Coding region: 1-1008 (335 amino acids)
Biological process (GO): D-ribose metabolic process
Molecular function (GO): ribokinase activity
Source: RefSeq, a predicted model, not a curated record
AUGAAACGUUUUCACCAUCUUGAGAGUCAUGUGUGUGGCGACAACGAAAGGAAUAAUGGACCUGCGGUGGUGGUGGUAGGCUCAUGUUUUCUUGAUUAUAUUGCCUACGUGGACCGCAUUCCACACAUUGGUGAAACACUCAAGUCCCGCAGUUUCCAAAAGGGAUUUGGCGGUAAAGGCGCCAAUCAGGCAGUUGCCGCUGGUCGACUUGGUGCCCGUGUGGCGAUGGUCAGUGUUGUUGGCUCAGAUGGUGAUGGAGCGGAUUACAUUGAAAACUUCAAGAAGAACGGUGUGGACACCACCUGCGUUUUUCGUAAACAAGGUGAAGCCAGUGGACUUGCAAUGAUUUUUGUGGAGUCUGCCUCUUCAAAUAAUGAAAUUGUGAUCUGUCCAAACGCAACAAAGGCUAUGACAGUGGACUUCCUUCGUAAGUCGUCUGAUAAUUACAAUCGUUUCUUACCUAAGAGUUGCCGUUUCCUUAUUUGCCAAAAUGAGAUUCCAUUGGAAACUACCCUUGAUGUUCUGCGUGAGGCACAUACACGAGGGAUUUACACUGUUUUUAACGCUGCUCCUGCUCCAUCACCUUCUGAUGUUGAGGUUAUUAAACCUUAUCUUCAGUAUGUUUCUCUUUUCUCCCCUAAUGAAGUGGAGGCAACAUUAAUUACUGGUAUUAAAGUGGUAGAUGGAGCAUCUGCCGCUUCUGCUGCUAAAGCAUUACAAAGACUUGGAGUGCGAGAUGUUGUGAUUACUCUUGGCGCACAGGGAUAUGUAAUUGCUGAACAAGGUUCAGAGGCCAUACACGUGCCGGGUAUUCGCGUAAAGGCCGUGGACACCACCGGUGCUGGUGACUCUUUCGUGGGUUCAAUGGUGUACUUUAUGUCUAUUGGAAAGACCCUCAAGGAGGCCUGUAAACUGGCUAAUGUCUGUGCCUCUAUGAGUGUACAGAAGAAGGGAACACAAUCCUCAUAUCCAUCACUCGCUGAGCUUCCCGCAGAGGCUAGGCAUUAG